Acytostelium subglobosum LB1 is the source of this 1173-nucleotide messenger RNA. RefSeq lists its product as hypothetical. Lineage: Eukaryota; Evosea; Eumycetozoa; Acytosteliales; Acytosteliaceae. Bases 1 to 1173 code for a protein of 390 amino acids. The record is from RefSeq and is a predicted model, not a curated record. Gene Ontology annotation, molecular function: transaminase activity; pyridoxal phosphate binding. The transcript has 4 exons. Gene Ontology annotation, biological process: biosynthetic process.
AUGACUUCAUCGAUGAUCACAGACUAUACACCAUUCUUGUCCGCAAGGGCAUUGAACAGGAAGCCUUCACCAAUCAGAGAGUUGAUGAAGAUCAUGUCUCCCGAUAUGAUAUCACUUGGAGGAGGACUACCCAAUCCCGCUACAUUCCCAUUCAAGAACAUUAGCUUUGAGUUAAAGACUGGCGAGUCAUUGUCAAUCACUGGUACAGACUUACAGGUUGCCCUUCAAUACUCUCAGUCCUACGGUAUCGAAUCAUUCACAAAGUGGCUGAAGGAGUUCCAACAAAACACUCAUAACUUGGUCGAUCCCACAACUCCAGGCCGCCAAUGGACUGUUGAGGUUACGAAUGGAAGCCAAGAGGGCCUGACUGAGGCCAUUGAUACAUUGCUUGGUGAGGGCGAUUCAGUGAUUGUUGAAUCACCGACAUACAGUGGCACGCUAUCCAUAUUCAACCCAAUUGGUGUUACCCUGGCUGGCGUACCAGUCGACGCCCACGGAAUCGUACCCGAGCAGUUGGAGGACUUGUUGGCCAACUGGGACACAAGAUACGCUGGCAAGCCCAAGCCCAAAGUAUUGUACACCAUCCCCACUGGACAGAACCCAUCUGGAUGCACGAUGACAGUGGAGAGGAAGCGAUCUGUCUAUGCGAUUUGUUCAAACAAGGUGCUCUCAUCAGGACUGCGCAUUGGCUUUGUCACGGGCCCAGCCGCCCUCGUCGAGAAGACACAGAUCAUGCAUCAGGCCACAUCGUUGCACGCAAGUGGCGUCAGUCAGAUGAUCGCGUACACCCUGCUCAAGGCAUGGGGCAAGGAGGGCUUCAACAAGCAUGUUGCUUACAUCCAAGAGUUCUAUCGCGCCAAACGCGACACGUUCUGCGAGUGUCUGGACAGGUAUCUUGGCGACAUGAUCGAGUACAACAAGCCUGUCGCCGGCAUGUUUGUUUGGAUCAAGGUCAAGGGCGUCAACGACACAUUCUCACUCAUCAGCACCAAGGCCAUCGAGAAGAAGGUCAUCCUGACGCCUGGCAUUGCCUUCAGUCCAGACACUUCAGUGCCCUCGACCUACGUGCGAGCAUCCUUCUCCACAGCCACCACCGAGCAGAUGGACGAGGCAUGCAAGAGAUUCGGCGAGUUGUUAAAGGAGAAUGUACAUUCAUCAGCUGUGUCCAAGUAA